CCGGCGCAAAAGUUUCCUCCCAACUCCGGCCCGGAGCGCCGCCGCCAGCGCCGCCCACUCCAGCCCGCGGCCUGGGGCCGGCCCUGCCACCGCCGCCAGGGCCGGGGCCGGGGCCAGGCCUGGCCGGCAGUUUCAUUUUGGAGGGCGCGGAGCCGCCGCCUCGGCCGGGCCCGGGCGGGAGGAGGAGGAGCCGGGCCGCCGAGCCGCCGCGUCCCGGGCCGCCCGCCACCUGGGUGGUAGCGCUUCCCGCUGCCGCCCCCUCUCCGAUUCCCGCCAGCGCGCGGCCGCCUGCACGGGUGGAAGGGGCGCUGCCGUGAGCCCCCGGCCCUGAGGGAGCGUCGGGGAGGGGCGCCCCGGGUCUCCAGGCCCGCCCGCGCCGGCCGUCCCCGAGAGUGGGGGCUGCGCCCGCGGGGCCGGACACCUGCUGGGCCGGGUCCGGCGUGGUUGCCAGGGGCCAGGAUGAAAGUGACCGUGUGCUUCGGCCGGACUGGCAUCGUGGUGCCCUGCAAGGACGGCCAGCUGCGCGUCCGGGAGCUCACGCAGCAGGCGCUGCAGCGCUACCUGAAGACCCGGGAGAAGGAUCCUGGUUACUGGGUGAAGAUUCAUCACUUAGAAUACACAGAUGGAGGAAUCCUGGAUCCAGAUGAUGUCUUGGCAGAUGUUGUUGAAGACAAAGAUAAGCUGAUUGCCGUGUUUGAAGAGCAAGAACCACUGCACAAGAUUGAGAGCCCCAGUGGAAACCCUGCAGAUCGGCAGAGCCCAGAUGCUUUUGAGACUGAAGUGGCUGCCCAACUGGCUGCAUUUAAACCAAUUGGUGGGGAAAUUGAAGUAACCCCUUCUGCUCUGAAACUAGGCACUCCACUGCUAGUGAGGAGAAGCAGUGACCCAGCCCCAGGCCCACCUGCUGAUGCCCAGCCAAGCGCUUCACACCCUGGUGGCCAGAGUCUGAAACCUGUUGUCCCAGAUUCCAUGCAGAACUUGGAAGAUGGAGAAGUUAUGAAUGGUGUACAGACAGAACUAGUAACAUCACCAAAAACUAAGGAUGCAUUGAGUGACAUGACAAGAACAGUGGAGAUUUCUGGGGAAGGAGGCCCCUUGGGAAUACAUGUAGUGCCCUUCUUCUCAUCUCUGAGUGGAAGAAUUCUAGGACUCUUCAUCCGAGGCAUUGAAGAAAACAGCAGGUCCAAACGGGAAGGACUAUUUCAUGAAAAUGAAUGUAUUGUAAAAAUCAACAAUGUGGAUCUUGUAGACAAAACCUUUGCUCAGGCUCAGGAUGUCUUCCGUCAGGCAAUGAAAUCCCCAGGUGUGCUUCUCCAUGUGCUUCCACCUCAAAACCGUGAACAGUAUGAAAAAUCAGUCAUUGGACCUCUUAAUAUUUUUGGUAACAAUGAUGGUGUUUUGAGAACAAAGGUGCCUCCACCUGUCCAUGGGAAAUCAGGACUAAGGGCAGUAAAUCUCACAGGAACAAACAGUCCUGAAACAGAUGCAUCAACUUCCCUGCAACAAAGCAAGAGCCCCCGGAUACCAAGACUAGGAACGAAGCCAUCCUCUCCCUCACUCUCCCCUCUCAUGGGGUUUGGCAGCAAGAAAAAUGCAAAGAAAAUUAAGAUUGACCUAAAGAAAGGCCCUGAAGGACUUGGUUUCACUGUAGUUACCAGAGACUCUUCCAUACAUGGUCCUGGUCCCAUUUUUGUAAAAAACAUUUUACCAAAGGGAGCAGCAAUAAAAGAUGGCCGCCUACAAUCAGGGGACAGAAUUUUGGAGGUAAAUGGCAGAGACGUUACUGGACGAACUCAGGAAGAGCUCGUGGCCAUGCUGAGAAGCACCAAGCAGGGAGAGACGGCAUCGCUGGUCAUUGCCCGCCAAGAGGGGAAUUUUCUGCCCCGAGAGCUGAAAGGAGAACCCGACUGCUAUGCGCUCUACCUGGAGACAACCGAGCAACUCACCUUUGAGAUCCCCCUGAAUGAUUCUGGUUCUGCUGGCCUUGGGGUGAGCUUGAAAGGGAACAAAUCCCGAGAAACUGGAACAGACUUGGGGAUUUUUAUCAAAUCCAUCAUCCAUGGAGGUGCUGCUUUUAAGGAUGGUCGUCUCCGAGUGAAUGACCAGCUAAUUUCAGUUAAUGGAGAAUCUCUUUUGGGAAAGUCCAAUCAUGAAGCUAUGGAAACACUUAGACGAUCAAUGUCCAUGGAAGGGAAUAUACGAGGGAUGAUCCAGUUGGUGAUUCUGAGGAGGCCAGAGAGACCAAUGGAGGAGCCUGUAGAGUGUGGGGCAUUUUCCAGGCCGUGCUUUGAGAACAGUCAAAACGCUGCAGCCACCUCCAGGCCUAAUGGUAACAGUACACUGCAUCCGUUUGGUGCUUACUGUCCACAAGACAAACAGAAAGACCUAUUGCUGCCCGAUGACGGAUGGGCCGAGAGUGAAGUACCACCUUCUCCUCCACCACAUCCUGGCCUGGAAUUGGACCUUGAAGAUUACAGCCACAGCUCUGGGGUGGAUUCGGCAGUAUAUUUCCCAGAUCAGCACAUCAACUUCAAAUGUGUGACACCGGCCAGGCAGCCUGAAUCAAUUAAUCUGAAAGCCUCGAAGAGCAUGGACCUUGUGCCAGAUGAAAGCAAAGUUCAUUCAUUGGCUGGACACAAAUCGGAAUCUCCAAGCAAAGAUUUUGGUCCAACUCUGGGUUUGAAAAAGUCCAGUUCCUUGGAGAGUCUGCAGACUGCCGUUGCUGAAGUCAGGAAGAAUGAACUUCCCUUCCACAGGCCCCGGCCACACAUGAUUCGAGGCCGAGGCUGCAACGAGAGCUUCAGAGCAGCCAUCGACAAAUCUUAUGAUGGGCCUGAAGAAUUAGAAGCUGACGGUCUGUCUGAUAAGAGCUCUCACUCUGGCCAAGGAGCUCUGAAUUGUGAAUCUGCCCCUCAGGGGAACUCUGAGCUAGAGGAUGCAGAAAAUAAAACCAGGAAAGUCAAAAAAGCAAAAGAGAAGGAGAAGAAAAAGGAAAAGGGCAAAUUGAAAGUCAAGGAGAAAAAGCGGAAGGAGGAGAAUGAAGACCCAGAAAGGAAAAUAAAGAGGAAGGGAUUUGGCGCCAUGCUCAGAUUUGGAAAGAAGAGAGAUGAAAAGGCAGGAAAGUCUGGGCAGAAGGGGGCUCCAAAGCAUGGUGGCCUGAGAGAAGAGGAGCUGGAAAAAAUGAAAGAAGAGCGUGAACGGAUUGGAGCAAAACAUCAGGAGCUAAGAGAAAAGCAGGCAAGAGGUCUCGUUGAUUAUGCUACCGGUGCAAUUGGAUCAGUGCACGAUAUGGAUGAUGAUGAAAUGGACCCCAAUUACGCCAGAGUGAACCACUUUCGGGAACCAUGUGCAUCAGCGAAUGUCUUUAGAUCUCCAUCUCCUUCUCGGGCUGGACCUCUUGGUUACCCUCGGGAUGGCCGUCCACUGUCUCCAGAGAGAGACCACUUAGAGGGUCUCUAUGCCAAGGUCAACAAGUCAUACCAUCCACCGCCUCCAGUUGACAGUGGCCGUCCCACGGGUGGAAGCACUGACCGCAUCCAGAAGCUGCGGAAGGAGUAUUAUCAGGCUCGGAGGGAAGGUUUCCUGUUAUAUGAAGACGACGAAGGAAGAGCAAGGCCAUCUGAUUAUGACCUUCUCCGGGUGUCUGGAAAGGGUCCAGAGGGGAGUUCACACACCCUCCGCUUGGAUGGGAUGGAGAGACAGUACGCAUCUUUACCCAGGGGAGGACCAGCAGAUCCUGUAGACUACCUGACAGCAGUGCCUCGAGGGCUCUACAAGGAAAGGGAGCUUCCAUAUUACCCAGGGGCUCAUCCCGUGCCUCCUCCCAAAGGGAGCUAUCCCCGCCCCCCAGAUUUGAGGGUGGCAGAUCUCCGGUAUCCUCAGUACUAUCCACCCCCGCCAGCCCCCCAGCACAAAGGACCCUUCCGGCAAGAUGUCCCGCCUUCCCCUCCUCAGCACCAAAGAGUGCCAGCCUAUCAGGAAAUAGGCAGACCAGGGCCCCGAGGGGGCAGCCCAGACCAGUACCCCUACCGAACCCAGGAUCCCCGGCAGAAGAACCCCAUGACUGCAGCUGUAUAGUCGAACACCCCUGAGAUCAGCCCAAGCUGGAAAGGACUACGUGGAUCACCCCCUGUGCCCUUCCUAGACCUUAUGGUCUUCUUCCUGCUUACAGUUCUCCAUGGUCCAGAUUAGCUUUUUCUCACUGACGCUGCAACCGUUGACUGCUAAUCAGAGGGGAAAAGAAGGAGCAGGGAGUUUGGGGGGCGAGGGGGAUCAGAAGG
Molecule: messenger RNA, 4280 nt
Organism: Cynocephalus volans (Philippine flying lemur)
Lineage: Eukaryota; Metazoa; Chordata; Mammalia; Dermoptera; Cynocephalidae
Gene: PARD3B
Product: par-3 family cell polarity regulator beta
Exons: 23
Coding region: 460-4077 (1205 amino acids)
Biological process (GO): microtubule cytoskeleton organization; establishment of centrosome localization; establishment of cell polarity
Cellular component (GO): cell cortex; adherens junction; apical junction complex
Molecular function (GO): protein binding; phosphatidylinositol binding
Source: RefSeq, a predicted model, not a curated record